AGCGGUUUCCCAUGGUGACUGACUGUGAGUGACAAGCAGGUAUCAAAGCUAGCUUUCACAUAGUAUAUGCGAGAGAGAUGAAAGUUUUUCGUGAAAGGUGCAAACACGCAAAUUAAGCAAUCACAGCAGACGUGACAGCCUUUGGCAUUUUAGGGAUCCUUGGUGUUCGUAGCUGAUAACCGGAUGUUAUAUGGAGAAAGCCUGUGUGUUGCAUUUUAGCAAGUGAAUUGCUUCGCUAUCCUGCUGGCUUCUUUUCCCAUUUCUCCCACUGUUUUGGAAGCGCUGUGGUGGAAUCAUAACGUUAGGUAAACCCAUUUUGCAGACAACUAGCUUUAGCAAACCAUCAGCAUACAGAACUCCUGUUGACUCCUGCCUGAGAAUUGGGUGUCCUUAGAAACAUAUUUUCGUGGAUCACACCAUCUGAAGGCUCGUCUGGACAGCCAUACGUCUGCUGUCAGUGCCGUUUGACAUCCAGUCGGGGUUUCUUUGAAGGGCCUGUAUCCUGGACAUCACAAAACUGGCGGACAUGGAUGAACAGAGUGUUGAGAGCAUAGCGGAGGUGUUUCGCUGCUUCAUCUGUAUGGAGAAGCUGAGAGAUGCCCGGUUGUGUCCACACUGUUCCAAACUGUGCUGCUUCAGCUGCAUAAGGCGAUGGCUAACAGAACAAAGAGCCCAGUGCCCACAUUGUCGGGCCCCUCUGCAGCUGCGUGAGCUGGUGAACUGUCGGUGGGCAGAGGAGGUCACCCAACAGCUAGACACACUGCAGCUCUGCAACCUCUCCAAGCACGAGGAGAACGACAAGGACAAGUGUGAGAACCACCACGAGAAGCUGAGUGUGUUCUGCUGGACCUGCAAGAAGUGCAUCUGCCAUCAAUGUGCCCUAUGGGGUGGCAUGCAUGGGGGCCAUACCUUCAAGCCUCUGGCAGAGAUCUACGAGCAGCACGUCACCAAGGUGAAUGAGGAGGUUGCCAAGCUACGCCGACGACUCAUGGAGCUCAUCAGCCUCGUCCAGGAAGUGGAGAAGAAUGUGGAGGCGGUGCGUGGGGCGAAGGAUGAACGCGUUAGAGAGAUCAGGAACGCCGUGGAGAUGAUGAUCGCACGACUGGACAACCAGCUCAAGAACAAGCUCAUCACACUUAUGGGUCAGAAGACAUCCCUGACUCAGGAGACCGAGUUGCUGGAGUCUCUGCUGCAGGAAGUAGAGCACCAGUUGAGGUCCUGCAGUAAAAGUGAGCUCAUCUCCAAGAGCCCGGAGAUUCUACUCAUGUUCCAGCAGGUGCACAGGAAGCCCAUGCAGUCGUUCGUCACCACACCUGUACCGCCCGACUUCACCAGUGAGCUGGUUCCUGCUUAUGACUCCAGCGUGUUUGUGCUGUCCAGCUUCAGUACUUUGCGGCAGCGGGCUGACCCUGUCUACAGCCCCCCACUGCAGAUCUCAGGCCUCUGCUGGAGACUAAAGGUUUACCCUGAUGGGAACGGCGUCGUGCGUGGUAACUACCUCUCUGUGUUUCUGGAGCUGUCAGCUGGUCUGUCUGAAACCUCCAAGUAUGAGUACCGAGUGGAGAUGGUGCACCAGGGCUCCAGUGACCCCAGUAAGAACAUCAUCAGGGAGUUUGCGUCGGACUUUGAGGUGGGUGAGUGCUGGGGCUACAACCGCUUCUUCAGACUGGACCUGCUCGCCACCGAGGGCUACCUGGACCGCCAGAACGACACGCUCGUACUCAGGUACCAGGUGAGGUCGCCCACCUUCUUCCAGAAGUGCCGAGACCAGGGCUGGUACAUCAGCCAGCUGGAGGCGGCUCAGACCAGCUACCUACAGCAGAUCCACCAUCUACAGGAGAGAUUAGCCAUGCAGCUGUUCCGCCAUGAGAAGAGCCCAGAGCAGAGGAAAGGGGGUGUCCGUGAGUCUCGGGCAGAGAAGGCGGGGCCAGAAGAAGAGGCGGGGCCAGCAUCAGUGGGCAGGACCGAGAGCAAGACAGAGGAGGAUGAGGACGACAAGACACAGCAGGACGACUCCAACGACCUGUCAGACGGUGAUUUGGAGGUGGACUGUAUGACGGUCGAUGACGAGGUGAACCCUCUGGACGGAAGUAGCACGUCCGGCAGCUCCACGGCAACUAGCAACACUGAGGAGAAUGACAUCGACGAGGAGACCAUGUCAGGGGAGAAUGAUGUGGAGUACGGUGCCACUCUGGAGCUGGAGGAGGGACACAUGCCAGAGGACGCCGCUGGAGCUGCAGGUGGUGUGGGUUCUGAUUCUGGCUCGCGGGCAUGUCGGCGCGGAGCGGCCAGCGCGAGCGCCAGUGGGCUCCUGGAGAUCGACCCGGUCAUCCUCAUCCAGCUGCUGGACCUCAAGGACCGCAACCACAUGGACUCACUGUGGGGCGUGCAGCCGAGACCGCCAACGCUGCUGCACAACCAGGCGGCAGUCCCCUCUCGUAAGGAGCGUGACCGUCGUCCUCAGGCAGUGCGUCGGUCAGCCCCAGACUCCGGGGUCCUGAUCCGGCUGAAGGCCCAGAUGGCGGAGGUGCGGAGCAAGAUGAGCGAUGUGAAGGGUCAGCUGGAGGCUCUGGGCGGGGAGGCGCGCGCCGGACCCUCCCUGGAGCUGGAGCUGCCGCCCCCCGGAGAGCCGGAGGGCAACGGCAGGAAGAGCGAGCUGGACCUGCUCUUCAAGGGCCCCGCCAGACACACCCGCGGCGGGAAGAAGUCUCCCCCGAAGCAGGACAGUGGGUGUGUGUUGAGUAGUGUGUUGGCACGUCGGCCUCUCGAGGGGGGGGAGAAGGAGCUGAGGGGGGGCGAGACUCCUGCCGAACCGCACAGCAGCAGCAUGGCUGAGGGUGUUGUGAAGCCGCGUAGCGUACACAGCUCUCCCCCGUCGCUGGGCAGCAGCUGUGAGCGGGACAUCCGUGAGGGGGGGUCACUCUACGGGGUCACGACCUCUGACCUCUUCUCUCUCAACGGCCUGACCACCGCCACCAAGACACGCAGGAACACCUUAGGGGCAGGCCUGCUGACUGACAGUUCUCUGGAUGGAGACCAGGAGGAGGGGCCUGCUGAAUCCCACCAAUCACGGCUCACGUUGGCAGAAAGCCACCAAUCAAGGCUCACAUUGGUUGAGCCCUCCUCCUCCCGCAGUGAUGAAGGUGUACUGUGUCCACAGCCUGUGGUGCACCUGAUGAGCAGUGACAGUGAGGUGGACUGCGACACUGAGAAUGAGAACGAGGAGGACGGGGAGGCUGGAGAAUACGACACACACACACUCCCUGAAGCAGGGGAACAGCUGUUGACAGAUGACUUGAGCUUCACAGCAGGAGAGGCCACUGAAAGGUGAUGAGUCUCCGUGACAACCGCGACCCAUGAUUCACAUCCCCUCUGUCUCACUUAGUAUUUUUGUUUGUUUGUUUGUUUGUUUUUAGUGUGUCUGACUAUGUUUAUUUGUUUUAUCUUUAUGUGCGAUUGUACACCUGCACUUUGCCCCUCCCUCUGUUUUGUGAGAGGGAGUUAUGUGAUCUUACUGUACAGAGUUCUUUGGGAGACACACACACACACACACACACACACACACUCCUUACAUACCUACUCCUUAUCCAGAUGUUGGAUAUAGAAACACGUACACACACACCCCUUUCCACCUCGGUCAGCCACUGUUUGAUGUGUGUGUGUGUGUGUGUUAUCUGUGUGUGUGUGAGUGUGUUAUCUGUGUGGGUAUGAGUGUGUUAUCUGUGUG
Messenger RNA from Alosa sapidissima (American shad), 3727 nucleotides. RefSeq names its product tripartite motif containing 37 (gene trim37). Gene Ontology annotation, molecular function: ubiquitin protein ligase binding; tumor necrosis factor receptor binding; zinc ion binding. Gene Ontology annotation, biological process: negative regulation of centriole replication; protein autoubiquitination. The transcript is spliced from 25 exons. Gene Ontology annotation, cellular component: aggresome; peroxisome. The record is from RefSeq and is a predicted model, not a curated record. NCBI's taxonomy places the organism in Eukaryota, Metazoa, Chordata, Actinopteri, Clupeiformes, Clupeidae. The coding region runs from base 527 to 3331 and encodes 934 amino acids.